Molecule: messenger RNA, 3201 nt
Organism: Lolium rigidum
Lineage: Eukaryota; Viridiplantae; Streptophyta; Magnoliopsida; Poales; Poaceae
Product: disease resistance protein RPM1-like
Exons: 3
Coding region: 221-3007 (928 amino acids)
Biological process (GO): defense response to other organism
Molecular function (GO): ADP binding
Source: RefSeq, a predicted model, not a curated record
CCUCACGGUCUCUCUUCCCCCGCCUGCCUCACCCCAGGCAUGGGGAUGGGAUUCUGACCAAUUCCUUGGAAAUCAGAAACGCUUGGUUCUUCGGCGGCCGGGGGCGCACAUUCCCGCAGCAGCUAGCUAGGGGGUUGAUCGGCGCGUCGACGGCUGACGGGAGGAAACUAGCAGGGGUUUGCGGGAGGAGAGAGAAGGACGGAAGAUAAACGAAUACAAAAUGGCAGAGGUUGUGGUGUUUGGCGCUCUCUGCAAAAUUGGAUCUGUCUUAGCAUCAUCCGCAAGCAUAACAAUGUUUGCUCGUUUAGAUGCAAAGUUGACAAUAAUAAGCGAGAUUGAGAGCCGAAUAAAGCAGAUUGAAGUUGAGCUCAAGUUGAUGCAAGCAUUCUUGCGCCAAGCACAAAACCAGGAAGGCUACAAUGAGCCCACUGAGGUGUACUUGCAGGAAGUAAGGAACCUAGCAUCUGAAAUAGAGGAUAUCAUGGAUGAGUUUAUCUACCUGUCUGUUCGGCACAAAAGCAAAUUCUUCACCGGGGAGUUCCUGAGUUACUUCCGUAAACUCGGGAAGUCUCCUUGGCACAAAAUUGCAAGAGAGCUUAAGGACUUGCAAUCUCACCUUCAGAAUCUCCGGGAUUUGCGGGUGCAAUAUGAGAUUCAACUGCCAGGUGGUGAUAGAGCUUCAGCUAGCACUGACGAUCAUUGCCUUCCUCUUUAUCUUUCUUACCCAGCAAAUGACAUGGUGGGCAUUGAGAAAGAAAGAACAAAGCUAAUGCAAUGGUUAACUGCAAGAUUAAGUUCAACCUCGGUCAUUGCGGUGUGGGGCAUGGGGGGAUCUGGAAAAACUACCCUUGUCAACAUCAUGUAUGAAGAUGAGAUGAUAAAGAAUCAAUUUGAUUGUCAUAUUUGGAUCACAGUAUCGCAGAAGUUCGAUGCUUAUGGUAUCAUAAGGAAAGUAAUUCGACACAUCCUGAAAGGUGCAUGUCCAUCUGACAUCGACACCGUUAGUGGUAGAGAUCUCAUACAAAUCCUCCAGAGAACAUUGCAACAGAGAAAGUUCAUGCUUGUACUGGAUGAUGUGUGGAGUGUAGAUGUUUGGAUAGACCUGGCAAGCAUAAUAGGAAACAAUAAUGUCAGUGGAAAUAAGGUGGUAAUAACAACUCGAAUUAAAGAAGUUGCUUCUUUAGCAAGUGAAGAUCAGGUUAUUGAGAUGCAUAAGCUAAAUGAGGCAGAUUCUUGGAGUCUGUUUUGCAGAUGGGCAUUCAAGAGCUGCAGGGAUAGAUCUUGUCCCCAAGAAAUGGAGCCAUUGGGGAGAGAGAUCAUAGACAAAUGUGAUGGCUUGCCAUUAGCAAUUGUGACCGUUGGCAACACACUCUCGUUCAAGAAACUGGUUAUAGAAGAGUGGAGUAAGUACUAUGAUCACCUAAUCUGGGAAUUGCGCGACAGAUUGCAUGGCCAGGAGCUGAACUCAGUGAUGAAGAUUCUGAACCUGAGCUACAAGCACUUGCCUAGCCACCUAAAGAACGCCUUCGUGUUCUGCAGCAUCUUCCCAGAGGAUUACAUGAUGACAAAAAAAAGGCUUGUUAGGCUCUGGGUGGCAGAGGGUCUUGUCAAGCCAGAGAAGAGAAGAACAAUAGAAGAAGUUGCAGAGGAGUACCUGAAUGAGCUAAUAGACCGAUGCUUGCUCAAGGUUGUGGAGAGAAAGCACUUCAGAAAGGUGAAAGAAUUCCAGAUGCACGACAUUGUGCGGGAGUUGGCCAUUUCCAUAUCAGAGAAGGAAACAUUCUGCAUGACAUAUAGUAAAUCACAGCCCAGCGAAUCUGAAUACAAGUGCCGCCGUUUGUCAAUCCAUGAGCACAGUGAUAGAUUCCAGCCACUUUCAUAUUCUUCUCGCCUUCGCUCUCUCUACCAGUUUGAUGCUUCUUGUUCCUCUUUUCCUUCUGUGAGCACACAGCGCACUGGAAGGUACCUGAACGUUUUGGAACUGCAAGAUGCUGCCAUCACUGUGCUACCAGAAGAAGUGUCAAGCUUAUUCAAUCUGCGGUACCUUGGCUUGAGAAGAACAAAGAUAAGGCAGCUGCCUCGGUCAAUCGAGAAGCUGUUCAACCUCCAGACAAUCGAUGUUUACCUCACCAAUGUGGAGAAGCUUCCAGCUGGGAUCACCAAACUGAAGAGGGUAAGGCACCUACUUGCAGGGAAGGCGAUGACGCCGCUGUUUGGAGUCGUUGAGAAGUCCAGAGGUGUUGAAACUCCCAAGGGGUCGUGGGGGUCAAUGGAGCUGCAAACUCUUAAAGGUGUUCUCGCCAGUAUGGAUCUUGUUGUCCAAUUGGGCAGCAUGACACAGCUGAGAACACUGUCAAUCGGAGAUGUCAGAGACGCGCACCACCCCAAGUUCUCUGCAUCCAUCAGCAACAUGCGGUUUCUUCGCACGCUGAAGGUUGUGGCAGCUGAAGGCAACUACAUCAACUUCGAAGAACUCAACUCCCCUCCCCAGAAUCUGCGCAAACUUCGCCUUGAAGGCAGGUUGCACCAGAGUGUAAUGGAGUCUCCUUUCUUUCAGAUAGUUGGAAACAGACUCGAGAAGCUCAUUCUCCUAGGCAGUAAGCUGAGCAGUGAUCCCUUUGCAUCCUUCUCCCAUCUCUCCAAUCUGGCAGUUCUCGAGCUUGUAGGUGCAUAUGAUGGGGAGAGUGUGCUCUUCGAAAGCGGGUGGUUGCCUAAGCUCCACACACUUGUCAUGGGUGAUCUUGUAAAUGUGAAGUCGGUGGUUAUGGAGCGGCAGGCAGUGCAAAACCUCCAGUGGUUGGCGCUGUUCAAACUCCCUGAGCUCAAAGAGGCGCCGCAUGGCAUCGAGUUCCUCGUGUCUCUGCAGAAUUUGAUGCUUGUGGACAUGCAUGAUGAAUUCAUGGAGGGUAUCCAAGGUGAGGACAAGGCAAGAGUCCAGCACAUUUCCACUGUCCGGUACUUCGACAGGAGCAGACGCAUGGAGAUACGCCUGUUCCAAGACCCGUAAACAAGGUUUAGAAGUGCCACCAAGCUUGAAUCGUGAUGGAAGCUAUACGCAACAGUAUAAUGGAUUCAGAAAUAUAUUGAUACAUAUUUGUUUGUGCGAAUUCUACUUAACAAACUGAGAGAUGAGAAUAUGUCUAUCCAUAAACAGCCAGAAUAGUGAUUUGUCGAAAUGCAUUCCUCUUGCCCAAAAUUCAG